Molecule: messenger RNA, 5145 nt
Organism: Spodoptera frugiperda (fall armyworm)
Lineage: Eukaryota; Metazoa; Arthropoda; Insecta; Lepidoptera; Noctuidae
Product: zwei Ig domain protein zig-8-like
Exons: 7
Coding region: 260-1129 (289 amino acids)
Biological process (GO): synapse organization
Cellular component (GO): neuron projection membrane
Source: RefSeq, a predicted model, not a curated record
CGCGGGGGCGCGGCGGGCGCUCGGGGCGCCGGCUCCGGCAGUGAGCGACCGCCGUCCGCCGCGACUGCCCGUGUGUGCCCGCCCUUAGCCGCGCCCCCACACAUACGUGAACACUGUGGCCAGUAGCUCCCAGAAGUGCGGACAUAGAUGUGUGCGUAGUGCGCGUGUGUAAGUGCGAGUGUGUGUAUUGCGCGGUGUGCGCGCGCGCCGGGGAGUGGCAUGCGCAGGGGGGGCGCGCGGGGCUCGCCCCGCUAGCGACAUGCGCGCACGCGACGCUGCGCACCUUGCCCUGCUGCUGCUGGCGCAUCUAGUACCGCCAGGUUCAUGCGACGUCGCGGGCGGGGCGGGGUCAGUGAACGCUCUGCCGGCGGGCAGCGCCGGCGCACGUCUGGCGCCGUCCUUCGACGCAGCCACACCACGCAACGUCACCGCCCUCGUCGGGAAGUCCGCCUACCUCAGCUGCCGGGUUCGAAACCUGGGCAACAGAACGGUGUCGUGGAUCCGGCACCGCGACCUGCACAUCCUGACGGUGGGCGGCUACACGUACACGUCGGACCAGCGGUUCCAGGCGACGCACUCGCCGCAGACGGACGACUGGACGCUGCACAUCAAGUGGGCGCAGCAGCGCGACGCCGGCGUCUACGAGUGCCAGGUGUCCACGCAGCCCGUGCGCUCCUUCUUCGUCACACUGCAUGUUGUCGUGCCAUCAGCUCGUAUCCUGGGCGGGCCGGACCUGCACGUGGACAUGGGCUCCACCAUCAACCUCACCUGCCUCAUCCAGUUCUCCCCGGAGCCGCCCGCCUACAUAUUCUGGUACCACGAGGACGAGCAGGUGAUAUCGUACGACUCGUCGCGCGGCGGCGUGUCCGUGGUGACGGAGAAGGGCGCCGCCACCACCUCGUACCUGCUGGUGCAGGACGCCGCGCCCGCAGACUCCGGCCGCUACUCCUGCUCACCCUCCAACGCGGAGGUCGCCUCAGUGCGCGUGCACGUGCUCAACGGGGAGCGGCCGGCGGCCAUGCAGACGGGCAGCGCGGGGCUGUCCAACAGCUCGCGCGUGAUCGCGGCGCUGCUGGCGCUGUGCGCGCUGCACGCGCGGCUGCUGCGCGCGCAGCUCUGCUCCAGCUGAUCGCGCGCGCCUCCCCGCGCCGGUGCAGUGCAGUGUGCCCAGACUCUAACAAUAAAUGGACACGCACAAGAAACACCAGUUUCUUUAAAUUUUUUAUCGAGAAAACUUAGUUUUCGACUAGCUAAGUAAAUAAAUAAAUAAACUAUUCGAGUAAAUACCGAAAACAUUUUUACGAGGAACGGAACACAUAGCGUCAAGUCACUGUGAUUCAUGUUCUGCAUCUCUCGAAGAAAAUGCUAAAAUAAUAAGAUUAUUAAAAUAUAAAGCGGUUUAUUGAGAAGCCACACCAAUGGAUGUGAGAAAUUUUAAUGAAUUGAACUCUUACAUAGCGUUUGUUGCUACUGAACAUUGUACAUAUAUUUAUUGUUUUAUUGUGAAGAUAAUGUAUUUAAAUGAUAUCUAUUGUCGUUAGUGAAGUUAAAGUUUUUAUGAACCAGCCCUACUCAUUAGAUUCAUUCAUUCCACUCCGUCACGUUAUUUGCUCCGGUUGCGUGCAAAUAACAUAACGGUGCGGUACAUGCAGCACUCUGCUCACCUCCUUGGUGGCUGAUGUGUCUGUUACUGUAUUGUGUUCUGGCCUCUUGUAUGGUUAUGUAAUGUGUAAACAGAAGCGCGAUGUGAUCGACAACAACCUCUGUCUUGUUACCUGCUCGGGAUAACGACAGACCUUACCAUGAGUGAGUAAAACAAACCUCUAAACACUUUCUACCACGCGAGGGAAUUCGUAAUAUGAUGUGUUUACAUUGAAGUAUACUCACUAAUUGAAUAAAAAUAUGUACACUUUAGUACCAAUUACCAAAACAGUAAUAACUUUCAUGCAUCAAAUGAGUGAUAAAAUAUUUUUCACACGCGAUACCUGAUAUGUUUGUAUAUAUACAGGCAGUUAUCAAAAAGUGCAUAGCCCAUAAUGAGGCAGCUAAUGAUAUACGUCUGCAUAUUAUUUCAAUUUGAAUAAACUGGUCUUGAACCAAACGAUAAUGGAAGGUUGGUUAGAGGAGGACUACUCACUUUGUAUCGAGUUUUUGUUGACACACUGUAAUUACAUAUUACAUACACAUUAUGUACAGGGGACCCGAAUACAUAACAAUUAUGUUCUCGAAGGAUAACUAUUGUAUAUAUGAUGAUGCAACUGAUAUUGUUUUAUGUGAAUAUUGUUGAAAUGUAAGUAUUUAUUUACAAGUGAUAGAAGGCCCACAAUAACAAUUGCCACAAUUUGAUUACUGGUCUAUUGUAUGGUAAAGUCUUUGGAGGUGCCUGGUGGCCCAUUGUAUCCGUGUAAACAAGGAUCAAAGUUAUUACUUUGAUAUUUCUUUACACAACCUACGUACCUACGAUGACUAAUGUAUUAUUUACACCCAUACAAUUGUACCCUUAGUAUGAGCUUGCUUUACGUUUAAAGUAACCGAAACAAAAGCGCAUUUGGCGCUCUGAUUAGCCGACUAGAAUAUACCAACCAACCUCAUUUCGAUUACUUUAAACAUAAAACAAACUCGUACUAAGGGUACUGUUAACACUACUCGUUGAUCGAGCGAUUAAAUGUACGACUGCUAAACAAAAAUUAAGUUUAAUUUAAAGUCUGAUUUGGGGUUAGCAAAGUAUAAUGCGUUGUUUUAGUAACGAAUGUUCGUGUCUGAUUAGCUAUAGAGGCAGGUCUCUACUUCCCUUUGCUCAGUUGUCACUGAUCACUCGAUUAACGAGAGAGGCUGUAAUAUGUAUUACAUUAAUGGAGUUAUUAAUUGGCAAACCCAAAAACAUUACCACAGAAAUGUAUGCUCAAAAUUAUUAUACAAUAAAUCACUACUGAAACACUGCAACAGCAUGGCAACCUUAUUAUUAUAACAAUAUAUAAUUAUGUGUAAUUAAAAAUCUACGUAUAAUUAUAAUUAGCGAGGAGUUGGUGCGGGUAUUGUGUAAGUGGCCAACGUGGGACAACGAUGGUAUGCUGGAAGGCCAUAGGGCACAGGGCACAGACCACAGGCCACAGAGCAUAGGGCAACUAUAGUACAAUGUACAUAAUGCCACGUGUCUGAACAUACCUUUUUCAAACGCUGCCAGGCCGAGUAUCCGACAGCACAGUGUAUUGCCAUUUGCUACGCACGUCUUUCAAGUAAGCAAGAUAAACAUCAGAUAGCCAGGUGUCAGGGUGUGUGGAAAGACACUUACCUACUUAAUCUAAUGUUAAAUGAAAGUUCGAUGGCUGAUGUUGAACGCCACCUACCUGUGGCUGAGUGUCUCAGUGAGACAUUUACAACAACAUGCAUUUAUACCUACUCAUAUAGCGCAAUUUCAUUGGUCGUAACACGCGUUUCAGAAAUCUCUCGCACCCGUCAUUCGGGCCCUAUCGACUAAUGAAAUUGUGGCAGUAUACUGACAGGACAGUGGUACGGACUGCAUGAUCCCUGGUCACUACGCUAUGGUAGCUGUGACAGUCACUAAGGGUAUCAAAUUGUCUAUAAGUAAAGUUCAUAAUGUUUUAUAUUGUUAGAAACAAGAACAGGAGCGCCAGUUGCAACUAAUUUAUUGAUGACUAACCUGUGGAACAUUGAACAUUGAAGGGUUGAACAUUUUGAUUGCAUUCGAUUUCUCCUUUACUAAGGAACUAAAAUGUAUGAACUUGACUAUUUUGUAAGUGUAUAACACGAUAAUAUGUUAAUGUGACAUGUUGUUUUAAUGUCCUGCAUUGCAUUUAGUACAACAAAAGUUAAAUUGAUACCUUCGAAGCACUAGAACUGGCCUCAAACUCUCAAAUCAUAUUGUUAAUAUGAUUUUCUUAACAAACGUAGACACGUCUCAGUAACAAGAAUUUGUGUUAUAUAAGUAACAAUUGAAUAUGAAGUAUAAAUUAUGUUAUGUUUUAUUUUUAAUCUCAUCAGGAACGCUUGAAAACUACACACACGAUUACAUUGUCUUAUAACGUAAGGUUGAUUGGCAGAAAAUGCUUGAGGCAUUAAGUCCGCCUUUGUAAAUAAUAUUUAGAGCAUGUGUUAUUAAUAAAAUUAAAUGUAAUGAGUCCUUCUUAAUGUUAAAAGGUUGUUCCCCUGCUGUCUUGGAGACUUCAACUCCGUAUUGAUAAAGUCUUACGAUAAAAUCUCAAUUCAACAGAAGUUUAUUUAUUUCAUUUAUUAAAAUGGUCCAAAGAACAACACCUUUCUGAAUGAUACUGAAUAAUAACAAGGGCUGAGCUCAACAUUGUAAGCACGUAUGACAUGGGACAGUGAAGCUGUGCUAAACUGCCUUCUUAUGUGUAAACUAUAAAGGUUUGCACAGACAAGGGGCCUUUUGUCCACUGACUGCAAUUAUCAUCAAGAACUUGCAUCAUUUUUUGUCCAUAUUUUUUUGCUAUUAUAGACCCUUUGUUACCUGUAUAGAAUAACUCACAGUGAGGUAAUAGAGAUGUCCCUAAGAGUGCCCAGAAGCCCAAUUACAGUUGGACAAAAGGCCCCAGCCUGGGCAGGCUACACGUAGCGUAGUACAGUCUACACAGUUAUUUGGUACGCAAGUACAAAAAUAAAGAUGAAUUCAGUACAGUGACAGUAUCAAUUGUUUGGCUAUUAUGCCGAUCAAUGGUUACAAAAGAUAUGGCUUCAUUAAAAUCAUAUACAUAGCGUCGGUACCAAAUCUCAGACAUUUAGUAUGAAAAUGUACGACGAGUCGACCUAGUAAGUCUCUGUGCCGAAUCAACCUUUAUUUUUUUACCUGUAUAUCAAAUAACUGUGCAGAUUGUACCUAUGCUUCGGUCGUCACAGAUUAUUUUGGCGUUCUUGAAAACGUUUAGCUCUAAGUAAAGUAAUUAAUGAUAGGCAAUUGUAAAUUAAAUUCGAAAAUAAAAUGUUUUGUAUAGAAUAAAUUGUAAAUAUGACAUAGAUACAAAAUUUUACAAUAAAAUUGAUCUAAGUAGAGGUGGACAUUACGAUUGUAUGAUACGGAGACUAUAUGUAUGUGAAACAUAAAGUUAAUAUAUGUAUACAUAAAGAGAUAAGUUUGUUUUCAAAUAAAAUAUUUAAUAUUUAAGUAAA